Molecule: messenger RNA, 4982 nt
Organism: Varanus komodoensis (Komodo dragon)
Lineage: Eukaryota; Metazoa; Chordata; Lepidosauria; Squamata; Varanidae
Gene: ECE1
Product: endothelin converting enzyme 1
Exons: 18
Coding region: 41-2320 (759 amino acids)
Biological process (GO): peptide hormone processing
Cellular component (GO): plasma membrane
Molecular function (GO): metalloendopeptidase activity
Source: RefSeq, a predicted model, not a curated record
UGCGGGUGGACAUCGGGCUGGGUCUCCAGCGGCCCCGGUAAUGGCCAGCAGGCUUCUUCAGGAUGAGAUGUCAACGUACAAGCGAGCCACGCUGGACGAGGAGGACCUGGUGGAAGCCAUGGAGGGGGAGGCCUACCCCGACGGGUUCCAGGUGAACUUCCGCGAGGCGGGGGGCAGCAGGGGCUGCUGGGCGGAGCGGACGCGCCUGGAGAAGGGGCUGCUGGUGCUGGCGACGGUGCUGCUGGUGGGCCUCCUGGCCUGUGCCCUCGUCCUGCUCUUCCAGCUCCGCACCCGGCCGUGCCUGACGGAGUCCUGCAUCUCGGUGACCAGCGCCAUCCUGGGCUCGCUGGACCGCUCGGUGGACCCCUGCGAGGACUUCUUCAGCUACGCCUGCGGCGGCUGGAUGAAGGCCAACCCCGUCCCGGACGGCCACUCGCGCUGGGGCACCUUCAACAAGCUGUGGGAGCGGAACCAGGCCGAGCUGAAGCACCUCCUGGAGAACACCACGGCCGCCGCCUUGAGCGAGGCCGAGUGCAAGGUGCAGCGCUACUACCAGGCCUGCAUGAACGAGACCAGGAUCGAAGAGCUGAAGGCCAAGCCCCUGGCGGACCAGAUCCAGAAGCUCGGCGGCUGGCAUCUCAACGACUCCAGCGAUGUGGAGGACUUCAACCAGACGCUCCUGGAGAUGGUGGCCCAUUACCACACCUCCCCGUUCUUCGCCAUCUACGUGAGCGCCGACUCAAAGAACUCCAGCCGCAACAUCAUCCAGGUCGACCAGUCCGGACUGGUGCUGCCGUCCCGAGAUUACUAUCUCAACAAAACGCAGAACGAGAAGGUCCUCACGGGCUACCUGGACUUCAUGGUGCAGCUGAGCGUGCUGCUCGGGGGGGAGAACAAGACGGCCAUCCGGCAGCAGAUGCAGCAGGUCCUGGACUUCGAGACCGCCCUGGCCAACAUCACCGUCCCCCAGGAGAAGCGGCGAGACGAGGAGCUGAUCUACCACAAAAUCCCCGUCGGGGAGCUCAAGAGCCUUGCGCCGGCCGUCGAUUGGAUGCCCCUGCUCAACGCCAUCUUCUACACCACGGAGAUCAACGAGUCGGAGCCGGUGGUGGUGUAUGCCAAGGAGUACCUUGAGCAGGUCUCCAGCCUCAUCCUCAGCACGGAGCGGCACGUGUUGCACAACUACAUGAUCUGGCACCUGGUGCGGAAAGGCGUCAGCUUCCUGGACCAUCGGUUCCAAGACGCCGAGGAUAAGUUCCUGGAGUCCAUGUACGGGUCCAGGAAGACCUGCUCGCCCCGCUGGAAGUACUGCAUCAGCGACACGGACUUCAACCUGGGAUUCGCUCUGGGCGCCAUGUUCGUGAGGGCCACCUUCGCCGAGGACAGCAAGGCCAUCGCCGAGGAAAUGAUUUCAGAGAUCAAAAUGGCGUUUGAGGAGAGUUUGGAGAGCCUACGGUGGAUGGACGAGGAGACGCGGAGGUCUGCCCGGGAGAAGGCUGAUGCCAUCUACAACAUGAUUGGCUACCCCAAGUUCAUCAUGGACCCCAAAGAGCUGGAUAAAGUCUUCAGUGACUACGACGCCACGCCCGAUCAAUACUACGAGAACGUCAUGCACUUUUUCAACUUCUCUGCCCGUGUGGCAGCUGACCAGCUCCGGAAGCCCCCCAACCGUGACCAGUGGAGCAUGACACCCCCAACGGUGAAUGCCUAUUACUCCCCGACCAAGAACGAGAUUGUCUUCCCAGCGGGGAUUCUGCAGGCUCCGUUCUACACCCGGAGCUCCCCCAAGGCGCUCAAUUUCGGAGGGAUCGGAGUUGUGGUCGGCCACGAAUUGACCCACGCGUUUGAUGACCAAGGCCGCGAGUAUGACAAGGAGGGGAACCUCCGGCCCUGGUGGAAGAACUCCUCGGUGGAAGCCUUCAAGCAGCAGACGGAGUGCAUGGUGGAGCAGUACGGCAGCUACAUGGUCAACGGCGAGGCCGUCAACGGCAAGCACACCCUGGGGGAGAACAUCGCGGACAACGGGGGGCUCAAGGCCGCCUACCGGGCCUAUCAGAACUGGGUGAGGAAAAACGGGGAGGAGGAGACGCUGCCGGCCCUCGGCCUCAACAACCACCAGCUCUUCUUCGUCGGGUUUGCCCAGGUCUGGUGUUCCGUCCGCACCCCGGAGAGUUCGCACGAAGGACUGGUCACUGACUCCCACAGCCCGUCGCGCUACCGGGUCAUCGGCACCAUCUCCAACUCCAAGGAGUUUGCCCAGCACUUCCAGUGCCGGCCUGGCUCCCCCAUGAACCCCCUGCGGAAGUGCGAGGUCUGGUGAUGCCUCCUGCCCACCCCCGUGAGAAAAGGGAACCGGAGCUCAGCCGAUCGGGGUGGGCUCCUUCAGCCUGCCUCGGUUUUCAAGAAGCAGACCGCGACCCUGGGAACUCUCCUUGCCGGAGUCGGCCUUCCGGCUCCCACCUGCUGCUCCCGGCCGGAAGGGGUCUCCGGCGCGGCCCCCCCCCAGCGCCACCGGAAUCCGCUCCACUGUGAAAGCUCUCCCGAAUUGAUCCCUGGACCGCCACGGUGCUUUCCAUUCGUAGCUUCCCCCUCUGGGAGCGCCCGGGACAGGCCGCCGGCCAUGCUCUCUCCACGCAGGGAAAAGGGAUCUCGCCUGGCCGGGGCCCGCAAGCUUUUCUGCCUCUUUUUCCAAAGGGAGGACCACCAAGAAACGGCACCUCGUGUGGGUCAAGUGCCAGACACACGAGGAUGCCUUUUUAUAUAAGCACACACAUGAUAAAGCGUGUAACAUAAGGGGGGUUAUUUUUUUAAUUUUGCAGAACACUGGAAAUUUUAGGGGGAAAUAUAUUGAAGGUUUUUAUAUAUAAAAAUGAAUAGAAUGGUAUAUUUAUUACUUUUGGUCUGCACAGCAACAUAGGGAGAGAGUUUUCUGGUUCAGGGCAAGUGGCAGGACGCAGGUAUCCAGCGGCUCCCUCUGCGUUUCCGCGUUAGUCCCUGGGAUGCUCCCUGUCCUCACCCAGGUCCUCCGUUGGCUGGGGGACACGGCUCUUCCAACUCCUUCCUCCCUGGCAGGGCUGCUGUCCCACUACUUGAAAUCUGGGCGCUGGGCCGCUCUGCCGAGCCCGUGUAGCAGGGAGCAUCUCCAAACACACCCCCUUUGUCAGCCUUCUGCUUUGAAAGUGGGGAACGUUCUGUUCUCUGCCCUGCCCUGCGACCAUCAGCUUGCCUCUGGCGCACGACGCCGAGGCGUCCGGUGACACUCGCCACCCCCGCACCCAGACGAGGGGCCCCUUUGCAAUGCAGCGCGCCCCUCGGAAGCUCGCGCGGCUGCCUGUCGGAGGUCUCCCCGCACAGGCCUCCCCUCGCAGCCCCGCUGGCCUCGCUCGCGCUGGGAGUGCCGGUGCCGUCAGGAAGUCCCGGAAGCCUUGCUGAAGGCUGUUGGGCGCAGAGAGGGAAUGCGUUCUGCCCUGCAGGAGCUCUCUCAGUCCCCGUGACCCUGGAGCACAGUGCGGGAAGGCCUCGGGGGCUCUGAGACCGUCAGGUUGGAUCCGGGCUCGGAGGUCCUCGGGAUGGGCCAGAACGGAGGUCCUGGCGCAUGUGCUGACGACUCCGGGACUCCAAACGCUUUCAGGGGUCCGGCUCGCUCCUCGGCGGAGGCUGCCAAUCUGUGCUUGGGUGCUGGAACCUCGCUCAAAGGCACUGAACGUGGGGCCUGCAGCCGCUGACAGGCGCGGGGACCGUCUGCUCUUUGAGGAGGCCGCCCGCAUGUCGCCGAGCCGCGCGGCGCGUCUCGGGACCUCUGGGCGGGGGGGCCAGACAGCGGUGCGCCAGCCCUCGCGAGCGGGUGUCGCCGGGGUGCCGAUCCUCCGCUGGGCUCAUGGCAAGCCCUUGGCCGUCUCUGGCUUCCAUGUGGCACGUGGGCCAGAUCUGUGAUCCCAGCUGUGGGCCGAACAUGCCUCGCGCAGUCGUAUUUGGCAGGGAGAAUCGAUUGGUUGUAUCUUCCGGCUUGAUUUCUUCCUAGGCAGGUUUAAAUCCAGAGGCACGAGGCGGUGGGCUUGCGCUGCUUGGACAUCUCCCGGCUCACUUGGCCUUCCUUCCAAAGAGCUUGCAGGCCGGUGUGAGGGCAGCCGGGCGGUUCCUCCGGCCUCCUGCUCCUGCACGGAGGCUGCGUCCCUGCUUCCCCCAUGCAGGCCGCCUCUGGGUGCCUUCUCUCUUCGAUGCGACCUGUCUGGCUACUGGGGACCAGACCUGGCCCCUCGUUGCCCUUUGCUCAGCCCUCCUGCCUUCCGGGCUGCACCUGCUCCGGCUGCCCGGGAGAGGAGUGACCCCAGCGAUCCAGCCCAGGCGGCACCCCCAGCGGGGCACUGGGGCUUCCUGCGCGGCCGGGCGAGGGAGGCCCAUGGAGGAGGGCGUGCCAUGGGGCCACGGCUGCGCUGUGCUGCGCUGCGCUUCCCGACUGGGGCUGCCCCUCUCCCGCUUGUCAGUUGCUGGUUUUCCUGCGCGGCUCCUCCCGGCACAGCCAAAUCGGUCCCAGCUGUGCAUCUGCUCUCGGUAAUUGGACCCAAAGAGAACGUGCUGAUGGCUUCCAGAUGUGCUGCUGAGCGUUCAGGAGGGCUCGCGCAUGGAAGGUCGGCCAGGCGAGCAUCGCAGUGCGUUUGUGAGCUUCCUUGCCCCACGCCGGGGAGAAGGCGCCGCAGGCCCCCCCCCCACGUCCGGGCCCUGCCAUGCCCUGGGGGCCGGUGAGCUCAUCAUCCGCCUCGCACUGAGUGAAAAAGGGAACCGAGUGAAAAAGCUUCACUUUGGGCCUACAAGGCCCGCCUUACUUCAGGAUUAAGGGACGGGUGUGCGAGGAAUAUGGCCGCCCGUUGUGUGUGCGGGCGCGGGAAGAGUGCAGCGUUUGGUCUGUCGGUCCUUCUUGUCAUCUCCCCUCGGUUUGGGACGACUGUAAUUUUGAAAUAAAAAGGCUUUUGUUUGAUUUAAAA